GUUACUCACGAGCCAGGUAUGAGGUAGAAGUGUGUGUGUGUGUGUGUGUGUGUGUGUGUGUGUGUGUGUGUGUGUGUGUGUGUGUGGAGUCCCUCACGGACCAGAAUCAGAAACUGCAGGUCAGUUUGAAACCGGGUCCGAACCCAGAACCAUGUCGCUGGAAGGUACGUUCACUGCCCUCCUUCUCCUCCUGGUCAGUGGAGGCUCUGCUGUGAUUGUUCCUUCUCCAACAAACCUGAAAGUGCGCUGCCAGAAUCUCAGAGUCACCGUCAGCUGGAAAUACAGCGAGCUGCAACCACAAACCGUCUUUAGCAUGAAUAUCAGCGGUUCCUACGGGAAGGAGUUUAGGAUCACAGACCAUCAAUAUGAUCUGAGCGACUUCAUCUGGGAAUCUGAGGCGCACUACAUGGGCUCAUAUUACGUCACUGUAACCGCCAUACAGGGAGGAACCCGGUCUCAACCAGUGACAUCUGAAACAUUCGCCUUUAACUCUGUAAAGACGACCUCUAUACAAUGUGAAUUAUAUUUUCCUCCUGUGGCUCUGAUUAAAAAGGAUUCAGGGGCCGUGAUUAGUUUCAGGAACCCCUUCCACUUCUACAGAGAACUGAACCUGGCCAAAAAGAAGGAUUCUGCCUCCUUUCACUUCAGUGUCGUAGUGUCUAAUGAGGAAUUUGACAGUGAAUGCAACUUGUAUCAGGAAAACUGCACACACGACAUCUCGUCUCCUGAGGAUGUGAAGUGCGUUGUGCUGAACGGAUUGUUGUUUGAUAGUAUUAAUGUCGGCCAAGUGAAGUUCAUACCACAGAAGAAAGAAAUCUGUAUUACUCAAUCUACCGAUGUUUACAUGGUAACACUUGUGAUCCUUCUGUCUGUCGUUGUCGUCGUACUCGUUGUGGUUACCAUUAUCAUCUGUAAGGCGAAGGCCAGGACAAACCUUCUGGAGGAGGAGCAGGAUCAGGAAGAACAACAGGAGGAGAAGGAGGAGGAACAUAGACCCUAUUUCAGAGACUUCGACAGACUACACUUCGACAGACUACACUUUGGAGACGUGGGCAAUGGAGACGUGGGCGAUGGAGACGUGGGCGAUGGAGACGUGGGCGAUGGAGACGUGGGCGAUGGAGACGUGGGCGAUGGAGACAUGGGCGAGGAUUACAUUCCGAGGACUCAAUUUAGGAUUUAAGUUUCGUUUAAUGGUGAUUUUUAACUCCAAGACCACAAUCACACGUUCGUACCUCUGGGCUGAAUAAAGCCUAAACCCUUUUUUGAAUUAACCAAUAAGAAAACUCACAUUUAUUCCCCCUUUUUAAACAGAUUUUAAAGAAGAUGCAGUAGUGAAUGUGACCUUCCAGUCACCUUCCAGCUGUUUUCUGCCUGCUUACAGACGUUAUCGUGCUGGAUCCCCGACCUACAGCCAGUCUCAGCAACUGUGGCAUUUUAUCAGAUGCAGAUUAUUGUUUGAGAACAGCUACUUCAAAACAAAACAGGGAGGGAAGAACAAAUUACAAAUUGUAUAAGCUUUUUAUUUUUGUCUUUGAGUAUUGGCUGAACCUGUGGGUGACACGUGUAUUCAUGAAGGAAAGUGCUUGGUGUUUAGAGUUUUACUUUUUUUAAAAGGGACGGUGUCGUAAACGGGCAUCUUCUCACUUGGUUUUAUUUACCCACAUUUGGAGAUGUCUGCCAACAUUUUUGACAAUAAAUUAAUUGGUUUUGAGUCAAAUUUCAGCUUCUCAGAUGUGAAUAUUUUCUAGUUUCUUUAGCCCUCUAUGACAGCAAACUAAAUGUGUUUGGGUUACAAGACAUUUAAGGACAUCACAUUGGAAUUUGGGAAACAUCAACCAACAUUUUUAAUCAGUUUCUGACAUUUUAAGGACCAAACACAUAUAACAAAAUAAUUAUCUACAGAACACGCUGUCAGCAGUCUCUAUAGGGACUAUUUCUUUGGUAGAAAACUGAUCUGUGGAUUGUCCAAAGCAAACAUAGAAACUACAUUAACACAAACACACAACACAAACAUUAAACUCUAUUGUUGUAGUAUAUCUCAAAAUCUGGACAGAUAAAACUAAAUGACGAAGAACCACUGAGGUAAAAUAUACGUGUGAGCUUUCAGACUCUUCUUUGUUUGGUUAUCACCUCUCACACAGUCUGGACUUCCCACUCCUGACAGAACACGUUUUAUAAAUACCUUUGAAUCUCUUGUAGAAAGUGUCACACCUACUCAGUGCAGUUCAUCAGAGAGUGUAUCUUCCCCAACGCUACUGUUGGGCAACCGGUGACCUGACAAACUGGCUCUGUGGGCAACGCGUGGGAGUGUUUGAAUUGCGUACACUUCAGGGUUUGGUCAUGUUUUUAAAGCUGUAAAUUAGUUUAAGCUUGUGUUGUAUAAGACUGGCUUUUAUGCAGCUGAUUACCACUGACUAUGGAACUCUUUUAUCUUUUGAUGUUUUACAUUUCAUUGUCUUUAAAAAAUGUGUAUUUAUUGUUGUUUGUUGUUUUUUUAAGUGUUGUUUCCGCUUUGCUAUGUGAAGCACUCGUAUGAAAUGGAUGUUUGUAUGAAAGGUGCUGUAUAAAUAAAGUUGAGUUGAGAA
Messenger RNA from Dicentrarchus labrax (European seabass), 2585 nucleotides. Its product is annotated as interferon gamma receptor 1. Bases 152 to 1180 code for a protein of 342 amino acids. Gene Ontology annotation, molecular function: protein binding. Lineage: Eukaryota; Metazoa; Chordata; Actinopteri; Moronidae. The transcript has 7 exons. The record is from RefSeq and is a predicted model, not a curated record.